Colossoma macropomum (tambaqui) is the source of this 4621-nucleotide messenger RNA. It is a transcript of the gene abi1a, whose product is annotated as abl-interactor 1a. Gene Ontology annotation, cellular component: lamellipodium; intracellular anatomical structure. The record is from RefSeq and is a predicted model, not a curated record. NCBI's taxonomy places the organism in Eukaryota, Metazoa, Chordata, Actinopteri, Characiformes, Serrasalmidae. The transcript is spliced from 13 exons. Bases 196 to 1767 code for a protein of 523 amino acids. Gene Ontology annotation, molecular function: SH3 domain binding.
UUUACGUUUUACAGCGUCCUCAUAAUUCAGCCGUUAAUGUUGACGUUAAACGUUAAUGUCAACCGUCGACGAAGCCAAUGACAGUCCACUGAUGAGGCCGAAGAGCGACCACACAAACAUCAUGACGAGCAACAAGGGCCGAGCCUGUGGCUGUAAUCAGAGGGAAGGAGACGGAGCUAUGCGGACACAUGUAAGAUGGCAGAGCUGCAAAUGUUGUUAGAGGAAGAGAUCCCGGCGGGUAAGCGAGCCCUUCUGGAGAGUUACCAGAACCUGACCAGGGUCGCGGACUACUGCGAGAACAACUAUGUUCAGGCCCAGGAUAAGAGGAAAGCCCUGGAGGAGACCAAAGCCUACACCACCCAGUCUCUGGCCAGUGUGGCCUACCAGAUCAAUGCCUUAGCCAACAACGUGCUGCAGCUGCUGGACAUCCAGGCAUCGCAGCUGCGCAGGAUGGAGUCGUCCAUUAACCAUAUAUCACAGACGGUGGAUAUUCACAAGGAGAAAGUGGCCAGGCGAGAGAUUGGUAUUCUGACCACAAAUAAAAACACAUCAAGGACCCAUAAGAUCAUCGCACCGGCCAACAUGGAGAGGCCAGUGAGGUACAUCAGGAAACCCAUUGACUACACCGUACUGGAUGACGUGGGCCAUGGAGUCAAGUGGCUAAAAGCCAAGCAACACGGGAACAAUCAACCAGUCAGAGGAGGAACACUAUCGAGGACCAAUCCACCAACACAGAAGCCACCCAGCCCACCCAUGGCAGGACGUGGCACUCUGGGGCGUAACACUCCCUAUAAAACUCUUGAGCCAGUAAAGCCCCCCACGGUGCCCACCGAUUACAUGACCAGCCCUGCUCGACUGGGUAGUCAACACAGCCCAGGACGCACCGCCUCCCUGAACCAGAGACCCCGAACACACAGUGGUAGUAGUGGUGGUAGUGGUAGUCGUGAGAACAGCGGAGGCAGCAGUAUUGGCAUUCCCAUCGCCGUGCCUACCCCCUCCAUCCCUAACUCUGGACCAGUCCCACCCAUGUCUGCUCCUCCUCCUCCACCUCCUCCUCCACCAAUGUUCGGGGGCCCAGGGCCCCUCAUGUUGGGCACAGCCGUAGCGGUGGCUCCAGGCCCAGGGCUCGGUCCGGCCCCCAUGUCUCAGUUUGGGACAAUAUCAAGGCAGAUAUCCCGCCACAACUCCACCACCUCAUCCGUCUCCAUGGUUUCGGCCACAGGGACGUAUCGCCGCGCCCCGUCCGUUUCGGCCCAGUUCCCCCUGCAGCAGCCGCACGUCAACGGUGCCGCUCCAGCGGCCUACACACAGAACUCAAUGUCUGUUGCCCCCCCGCCUCCCCCCAUGCCUCAGCUGAUUCCACAGAUUCCCCUCACAGGCUUUGUGGCGAGGGUGCAGGAAAACAUUGCAGACACCCCAACUCCUCCUCCCCCGCCACCCCCGGAUGACAUGCCCAUGUUCGACGACUCCCCGCCCCCUCCGCCGCCCCCGCCGGUGGACUACGAGGAUGAGGAGGCAGCUGUGGUCCACUACAAUGACCCCUACGCUGAUGGAGACCCCCAGUGGGCUCCUAAGAACUACAUUGAGAAAGUGGUGGCCAUCUACGACUACACCAAGGAUAAAGACGACGAGCUGUCCUUCAUGGAGGGCGCCAUCAUCUACAUCAUUAAGAAGAACGAUGACGGCUGGUUCGAGGGAGUAUGUAACGGAGUGACCGGCCUGUUUCCCGGCAACUACGUGGAGUCCGUUAUGCACUACGCUGACUGAAGGGACCACAGCAUCGGUCAUAUUUCUCCAAAUAUAUAUCAGAAACCAGAAAUCUCAUCACUUAAUAAAGAAGUGCAUUAGGGUGUGAUUGUUCCUGACAAAUCGCAGAUUAAUGAUAAGAAAAGAAAAGUCUAUUGAGUUUAUUUUGUUGUACGGGGGGGCGUCUGCGGGGGUGGGUGUACUUGUGAAAUGAGGUGAAAGGAGGGAUCGGUAUCGUCUGAUGCGGUCGUUCUGUGUAUAUACAGCGAGCAGUAGCCUGUUGGAUGUUUGUAGUGUUUUUACAGUGAAUGUCAAUCAGUCAUGAACAGUAUCUCUUACAGUCGACGAUGCCACGCGAGAAACACGUAGGUUUAUAGUUUCCGCUUGGAAUACGGUCCGAACUAACCCCUUCACAAAAUGCUGAUGCAUUUUCGAUGCUGAAAACACGACAAACAUUGACAAUACAGAACCGUGCGUCAUUUCUAACUGAUUUUUUUUUUUCCUAAUCUUAAGGCAUCAAGUCUGAAAUGUACUUAAAUUUUGACGUAAAGCAUGCCUGCAAAUUUAAGAUAUGUAUUGUAACCUCCACGUUUAAUUCCAUUUCGCUUCCAUUAUGCUUUAAUAUACAGUGAACACUUCUUAGUUUUUAUUUGAUUUUAUUCCUUUUUUUAGGGGGGGGGUCCAGAUACUUGAAGGUAUUUAUGGACAUUUUAUUGCCUCAUUUGUACUAAAACAUUCAAUAUAAUUUGAAUUCGCCCCUCCCUUUUUGUUUGAAUGCAUAUGUAAAGGUGCAUUUAUCAAAGACGCAGGUCCGAGCGUCUUUUCUUUCUGCGUUUUUAAGGUGAUUUUUCUGUAAGCGUUUGGAAUGAUGAGCAAAAACAGACUACCUGUAGAUAGCUUAAACAUGUAGACAGUAAAGUAAUACCUUAAUCAGUAAUGGGAUUACAAUCCACAACACUGUGUGUCACGAUCUACAUCCAAAAAGACAAAGAAAACAUGCAGUGUAAUUACACUAAAGAGAUCAGUACAUCGUUUCUCAUUACCUCCUUGUAUAGAAUGAGGAACAAAAACGGAAUUGUAUUUGUGAUCUGAUCUGCUCUGGUAUCAUAUCUCAGGUUUUCACCAUCUUAAUUAAUAGCAUUUCCUGUUUAAUUGAAAGAAUUUCAUCCUUUUUAUUCCACUGUACAUCAAGUCUUAACAAGUGUUAAUGCUUCAGUAUAGAGGAACAUUAUGAUGCUCUUGUUGAGCCUUAAUAAGUCAGUAGCUGCUAAUUAACUGGCAGCUUAUUGCUUAUGAUAACUGGAGUGAAUUAAGCUGUUUUCACAUUGUUUAUUGAUUUGAAAACAUCCAGCUAGUGCUUUGAUGAGAUGCAGUCUGAGAGGUUUGGUCUGGACUUGAUGUGAUGUUAAUAAACACAGUUCAUGCAGACCAGGUGGUCAACUGAGGCCUAAACUGCAGAAGUUAGCACUUUUGUUUGUUCGGUUUGUCUUUAUUUAGAGCUAAUUGGUUUAUUAUUGGUUUAUUAUUGCAGUGUUGAUAAAAAUCAAAAGAAACUGAGCACAAUAUGGACUUAAGUAAGGGUUGUGCACAAUAUUAUGACAUAUAAUGCAGAAAUAAACAUGCUUAACUCACUCUAGUUACUGCUUCAUAAAGUACUAAUGAGCAGCCAGUUAGCUGGUUAUUACUGGCUUGGUAAGGUUUCCUCCUUCUCACUGAUUAAUCCUCUAAGUUGCUUAUCUUCCUGGAUCGCAGGGGGUGCUGGAGCCUUUUCGAGCGCUCACAGAGUGGAAGGCAGGAAGCACCCUAGACGGGUUGCCAGUCCAUCACAGGUUGAUUAGGUUUAAUAGGGUUAGAAUAAUGGACACCUACGAAGAUUGAUAUACACAAAAGAAAGGGCUCUGAAAAUGCCUCAUUCACCCCAAUCAUUGCCUAAUGCAGUACAAAUAAGCAGGAAGGUUUUCACACUUUUAAAUAAUUCAGUGGUUGAGAUGUAAACAGUCAUUCAGGGUGGUUUGACGUGAAAUUUCACAUUUUAGAGAAACCUACUCACUCAGAUUUGUUUACAGUGGUGGUGAUAGGAACCAGGGGUCACAAUCUCUACAACACGAAUAGCCAUUUCAUUUGCUAUUCAAAUGACGUGUCUUCAGAGCUUUUAUGUAAUGUUGAUGGGUGAAAUAGUGCUAAAAAUAAUCAAAUGUUUUGUUUGGUGACGGUUUUGCCUCACAACACCUUUUCGCCAUUUAAUGGAUUUGAAAUCUACAUUUUAAGCCAAAACCUUCUCUGAACUAUCAUAAAAAGCAUCCGGCUUCAUGUUACAGUAAUCGUUUUAUAUUUUCUGUGCUGUAGCUUUUAGAGACAAACACUUAAGACGUCUGGUUGCUACCACCACCAUUAUGAACAACUCUGACUCGGCACGUUUCAUACAAAACCACUCUAAAUGACUAACAUCUCUAAAAAUGUAGUUGCGCAGAAAUGUGUGUGGGGGGGGGAUCGGUGGCAUUCCCCUUUAAUUAGCAGCUACUGGUUUGAUAACUGCAUUACAAGAGCAUUAUAAUGACCCCCUGUACUGAAGUGUCGCCCAGCUCUUUUCUGACCCCACACUGUUCAUUUAUGCCACUGCGUCAUUAUGAUUUUAUGGAAACUGUUAAGAAUUUCCCGACCCCCAUCCAAAAGGAAUUAACUGCUCGUCACUGUCGGACAGGUCAGCAGCUAACGCCUUGAUUAGUUUCACUUUGUGAUAAACAUUUGUUCCAGCUGAAUUUGAAUGGAGAGAAUUAUCAAAGCUUGCCUCUGCCCAGAAUUUGUAUUUAUGAUGUUAAUUGAAAAAUUAAAUGUACAGUCUUUUAUAAUAAAUCAUUCUCCUGUGUAAAGAAAA